GUGGCUCUGUGGCUCACGCCGGUUGCACGCCGGGGUUGUCUUUCUACUCAACACUCACAUCUAUAAAUCACCAUUCAAUCCAAGGGAAACUCACUCGACUAUGUCCGACCUUGAGUGGUUCUUCAGAGAGGAGAAGAGGAUCCUGGACAUGCCUGAAGAAACGGACGAGGAUUAUCUCGCUCGUGUGUAUGGGUAUAGGCCCAGUGAAGAUGCAGCUGUCGCUCACGAAGGGGGGGCCUCAAAGGCGCCCAUAAUGGAUGCCGACAAACCAAGGGAGCUGAAUGUCGACAUGUCCGAGUCGCGUAAUGAAGUGCCGAAAGUGACCGUUCCACCAGAAGAUUUACAUCUAAACCAGGGAAUGACGACGAAGCGCAAAUCAUCGACGGAGAGGACUGUAGAUCCUUCUGCGCGCCACUCAAAGAAACGGAGAUUAAGCCCAGAGCAUAAGAAGGGUUCUGCCUCGGUUACCCUAGCCCAUGCCACGGGCUCUGCGUCCGACAAUCCAGAUUCUCAUGAACUACACCAGACAUCUGUUGGACCGCCUACAGACGCAGCCGGUCCCCAGAGUCCCGUCGCGCGGCUGCCUCUACAGCAACCGGUUGUGAAUAAAACAACAAUCACCUCUCCAGCACCAGACAAAGGCAAAGCUCGCGAACAUGAAGCAAAUCAUGUCGACCCACCGCUGCAUCCCUAUAGCAAGAGCACUGGUCGUAUCAUCGCGACGAACAAUGACAAGCAACCCGACGUCCCCUCUCCGCAACAGGCAUCCGACGACGCAACCCGAACUACACACGCUCGAUCUUCCAGUCAUGCGAAGCGGGCGGUCAAGAGCAAGGUCAUCAAAGUAUCCACCGCCAACCCAGGCCCAGCUGCGGCCCCUAGCAGCAGUUCCGUUACUACCCCCGCGGCUCCAGGACCGUCCUCGUCAAAAGCGUCUGGCGCGCGUGCAAAGAAGGCGGAAGAGCCGAAGCCGAAGACGGACGCGCUCAAGAAGGAGAAGUCGGGAAAGAAGAAGAGAGAGCUCAUUACUCCGCGGGAGUACGCCCAGCGCCUGCAAGAUAACUUGUCUGAGGUGGCAGCGACGCGGAAGAGCCGUGCCUCGCCGUACUUACGGGGGGAGAGGAUUUACUACCACGGCGGUGACAUGCAGUAUGCGAGCGAGGAGACGCGGAAGCGUAUGGAUUAUAUCAUCAGGUAUGGAGGCACCGUGGUGCCGACCUACGAUCCAGAGGUCAUCACGCACAUUGUUACGACCGAAAAGCCGUCUGCGCCAGCGUUCCUGCGGGCGACUGGAUUGCGCUCGCUCCGCGACAUCCCGAACCAUAUUCCGACGGUGACGUGGAGCUGGGUCAUUCGUGCGCCCAGGAGAGUAAUCCCGGAAACGCCAGUCGAAAAGGGGGGAGAGAGCACAGACGUGGCCGACAACAACAAGGGUGACAAGACUGAGCAGAUCGAAGACAGCAGUUCUGAACCGACAGCCGACUACCAUCUCAUCGUUCACGCGGCGUUCAAGGAUCGGUUAGACGCUGGCAUGCCGCCGCCACCUUCGAAUAAGGGCCGCUCGAAGCCACAGCAAUCCGCAACCUCGGCGGCAAGUGGUCCUUCCCGUCCUACUCCGCAGGAGCCGAAGAGUGGACGAGAUGGCAGUGACACCAGUAUCAUAUCGGAGUUUACGGUCGACCGCGUUGAAUCUAAGCAAUCUGCAAUACUCGACUUCGACGAUUCGUCCUUUUUGGGGAAGUUGGCCGCAGGUCCUAAUGGCGCAGGGGUACCCGGGAGGGCUACUGUCACCGACAACCCGAAAUCUUCGCUGAACAACAAGAGCGAUUCUACCCCUGAGGUGGACUCAUUAGCUCCUUUCUACAAUCAAGCACGUGCGGAGCGAGAAGCAGAGGACUUGCGGUCUGGACUGAGCAGCGAGGAAGAAUCGGCCAAGGAGAUUGGCAAUGGUGGGAAGCGUGCUGCGACACACGCGGUGUCGAAGAAGAGGGGCUUCUUGUGCGAUUCGAAGGCGGAAGAGCAUACUGCUUGUGCAAAUCAGGACGUUGUCAAUAAGCUCCAAGAACUGAGGGAGUUGCACAAGGCCAAGUUGUCGAAGGAGGAUACAUGGAAAGUCUACACUUAUGACAAAGCCAUAAGGGCACUUCGGUCUUACCCUACGAGGAUUCGGUGUUACGAGGAAGCGCUCGCCAUACCAGGUAUUGGGGAUAAAACGGCCCAGAAAAUCACUGAAAUUCUGCAAACGGGGGAUUUGCGGAGAAUAGGAUACGAGAAGACGGAGGACAUCGAGGCGAUCAACAUGUUCCAGGGUAUCUAUGGAGUCGGCCGUCAGACCGCAUACAAGUGGUAUGCAAAUGGAUGUCGUACCUUGGACGACGUACGGGCGCGGAAGGGUGGCAUCAAACUGAGUACAUGCCAAGAAAUAGGGCUGAAAUAUUAUGCAGACAUCAACUCCAGAAUGCCCAGAAGCGAGGCUGCAGAUAUCUAUAACUUGAUCAGGCCUAUAGCCUUGCAGAUCGACUCCAAGCUCUCCGUCGAGAUCAUGGGGAGCUACCGACGUGGGAAGCCAGAUUGUGGAGAUGUCGAUAUUCUUAUCACUCGCCCUACAGGCGACGGAAAGACUCACCAAGGAGUUCUCCGGAAGCUCUUGGGUGAAUUGCACCGAAGAGAAAUCAUCACAGAAGACCUGUCGCUACCAGACACAUUCGAUGACCUAGAGCUUGUGUAUCGGGGCCUGUGUCGUCGGGAUUUGUCAAGUCCAAGGCGCCGCAUUGAUUUCUUGACUGUACCAUACGAGUCGAGGGGAGCAGCUCUUCUUUACUACACUGGCGAUGACAUUUUCAACCGAUCGCUACGGCUGAAGGCGAACAAGAUGGGAUACUCACUGAACCAGCGCGGCCUAUACCAAGGUAUCGUACGCAACCCGAGCAACAAGCUGGAGAAAUUGAAUGAAGGCACUAUUAUAGCAUCUGAGACGGAGGAGGAAAUUCUUCGAAUACUAGGUGUACCAUGGCAGGAGCCCCAUGAGCGUAUUAGGGGCUGAGACUGUCUUCAGCUGUGUAUCCUGCGACUCGUCGUGUCUCAUAACUAGAGACCGUAUUCAAAGAGAUGCAUCGAAUUGUCGCAUGUCAAGUGCAGGCCCUGUCUCGUAGGAAUACAAGACGGUCGACGUAGCGCACAAUAUUGAAGCACGCAAUGGGCGCAAACGUUUGGCAUACAUAGAUUGUCGUGAUUUCAUAGCAUCCUCGCAAGCAAGCCCCCCGUAUGUCAAGAAAACCAAUC
Molecule: messenger RNA, 3282 nt
Organism: Rhodofomes roseus
Lineage: Eukaryota; Fungi; Basidiomycota; Agaricomycetes; Polyporales; Fomitopsidaceae
Exons: 20
Coding region: 101-3043 (980 amino acids)
Biological process (GO): double-strand break repair via nonhomologous end joining
Cellular component (GO): nucleus
Molecular function (GO): DNA-directed DNA polymerase activity; DNA binding
Source: RefSeq, a predicted model, not a curated record